Chanos chanos (milkfish) is the source of this 1131-nucleotide messenger RNA. Its product is annotated as glycine-rich cell wall structural protein 1.0-like. The record is from RefSeq and is a predicted model, not a curated record. The coding region runs from base 1 to 1131 and encodes 376 amino acids. NCBI's taxonomy places the organism in Eukaryota, Metazoa, Chordata, Actinopteri, Gonorynchiformes, Chanidae. The transcript has 2 exons.
AUGGCGUUUGGGGGUCAGGGUUACGGUAUGGCGUUUGGGGGUCAGGGUUAUGGUAUGUCAAUAGGGGGUCAGGGUUACGGUAUGUUGUUUGGGGGUCAGGGUUACAGUAUGGCGUUUGGGGGUCAGGGUUACGGUAUGGCGUUUGGGGGUCAGGGUUACGGUAUGGCGUUUGGGGGUCAGGGUUAUGGUAUGGCGUUUGGGGGUCAGGGUUACGGUAUGGCGUUUGGGGGUCAGGGUUACGGUAUGGCGUUUGGGGGUCAGGGUUAUGGUAUGUCAAUGGGGGGUCAGGGUUACGGUAUGUUGUUUGGGGGUCAGGGUUACAGUAUGGCGUUUGGGGGUCAGGGUUACGGUAUGGCGUUUGGGGGUCAGGGUUACGGUAUGGCGUUUGGGGGUCAGGGUUACAGUAUGUUGUUUGGGGGUGAGGGUUACAGUAUGUUGUUUGGGGGUGAGGGUUACGGUAUGGCGUUUGGGGGUGAGGGUUAUGGUAUGUCAAUAGGGGGUCAGGGUUACGGUAUGGCGUUUGGGGGUGAGGGUUAUGGUAUGUCGUUUGGGGGUGAGGGUUAUGGUAUGUCAAUAGGGGGUCAGGGUUACGGUAUGGCGUUUGGGGGUGAGGGUUACAGUAUGUUGUUUGGGGGUGAGGGUUACGGUAUGGCGUUUGGGGGUGAGGAUUAUGGUAUGUCAAUAGGGGGUCAGGGUUACAGUAUGGCGUUUGGGGGUCAGGGUUACAGUAUGGCGUUUGGGGGUCAGGGUUAUGGUAUGUUGUUUGGGGGUCAGGGUUACGGUAUGUUGUUUGGGGGUGAGGGUUACGGUAUGGCAUUUGGGGGUGAGGGUUACAGUAUGUUGUUUGGGGGUGAGGGUUAUGGUAUGUUGUUUGGGGGUGAGGGUUACGGUAUGUUGUUUGGGGGUGAGGGUUACAGUAUGGCGUUUGGGGGUGAGGGUUAUGGUAUGUUGUUUGGGGAUGAGGGUUACGGUAUGUUGUUUGGGGGUGAGGGUUACAGUAUGGCGUUUGGGGGUGAGGGUUAUGGUAUGUUGUUUGGGGAUGAGGGUUACGGUAUGUUGUUUGGGGGUGAGGGUUACAGUAUGGCGUUUGGGGGUGAGGGUUAUGGGCCCCCGGUUAGUUUCGGUGGAUGA